UCAUCGCAGGACGGGAGAGCACGCGCAAAGAGCCGGUCGGAAAAUGGGCUCGCUGGUCGUGCGGCGUGGGGUCACACGAGGCUGGUGGCUGGCGCUGGGAGCUCGGGCGCGGCCCGAAGACGCAGGCUUCGGCAUAGAGGCUGCGUUCUCAGGAGGAAGCCGUGCGGGCAGGGCUACCUGGGGUCUACGGGUUCUAACCCCGGCCUUCCCUUGUGGCGCCGAGCCGUGGGUCCGCCGGCUGCAAAGCGGGCCCGUGGAGCCUCGGUCUCCGGAAAGCACAGCCCCUCCUGAAGGUGUGGGAGGCGGGCAGCGAGGCUUCCCCGACGCUGGUCCCUCGGUUUCUGGGCGUCAGCCCCAACCUGGAGGCGGCCGGAAGGAGCUCGCGCACGUGCUGCGCGCCGCCGUGGUGGAGCGGAGAGGACCUCUCGUGACGCUGAACAAGCCACAGGGUCUGCCAGUGACAGGAAAACCAGGAGAGGUGACAUUGCUCUCUGUGUUGCCAGAGCUGAGCCAGUCCCUGGGGCUCAGGCAGCAGGAGCUUCAGGUUGUUCGAGCACCUGGGAAGGAGAGUUCUGGACUUGUGCUCCUCUCCAGUUGUCCUCAGACAGCAAGCCGCCUCCAGAAAUUCUUCAUCCACUCUCGGAGAGCCCAUAGACCCACGGCCACCUAUUGGGCCGUUACCAAUGGGAUCCCACCUGCUUCUGAGGGGCAGAUCUGUGCAGCGCUGACGCUGCAGCACAUCAGUGGUGUCAAUGUUGUGGUCCCUGUGAAGUCCCCAUCCCGAAGGGACAUCCUGGAGGGUGUCAAGAGGACCCUUAGCCACUUCCGUGUGAUGGCCACUGGCUCUGAGUGUGCCCUGAUCCAGCUACAGCCCCUCACAGCAUUCUCCAGUCAGCUGCAGGUGCACAUGAUGCUACAGCUCUGCCCCGUGCUUGGGGACCACACCUAUUCUGCUUGUGUGGGCAGUGUCCUGGGCCAGCGCUUUCUGUUGCCCGCCGAGAGCACCAAGCCUCAAAGACAGGCCCUGGAUGACCCCCUCCUCAGACGCCUCCGCCUGACCCCCGCCCAGGCUGCACAGCUCCCCUUGCACCUGCACUUGCACUGUCUGCUCCUUCCAGGCAGCAGGCCCACCGAUGCACCCAUUGAGUUGCAGGCACCCCUACCCCAGUAUUUCUCCAGGACCCUGCAGUGCCUGGGUCUCUGCCAGGAAUAGUCUCCCUCAGCUGCUGUAAGGCCAUGGCUUAUAGCCCGGCUCUGUGUCUAGGCAAACCUGAGAGCAGAUCUUGGGACAUCAGGCAGGGGACUGCUCUCUGGACUUGAAAUAAUAAAAAUUCUUACCUCGUUG
This is a messenger RNA of Heterocephalus glaber (naked mole-rat), 1345 nucleotides long. RefSeq names its product RNA pseudouridine synthase D3 (gene Rpusd3). Gene Ontology annotation, biological process: pseudouridine synthesis. The record is from RefSeq and is a predicted model, not a curated record. Gene Ontology annotation, molecular function: pseudouridine synthase activity; RNA binding. Lineage: Eukaryota; Metazoa; Chordata; Mammalia; Rodentia; Bathyergidae.